This is a messenger RNA of Ceraceosorus bombacis, 984 nucleotides long. The record is from the annotation of a GenBank genome assembly. NCBI's taxonomy places the organism in Eukaryota, Fungi, Basidiomycota, Exobasidiomycetes, Ceraceosorales, Ceraceosoraceae.
AUGGCGUCACAUCAGUUGGACUUGGACCAGAUCGCGCUAAAGCGUGUACUGUUGGAUCUGUUGGAUCAUCAUGCCGAGCUAUCUCAUGCGCUGCUCACCAGCUCCACCGCAGUCAUUGAUACUCCAGAGUCGAUACGCCAUUUGCUGAGCUCUGUCAGUACAAGCGACCAUGCAGAGGCUGAGAAGGCCGCAGCACGUGCUGGUCCCAGCACCGAGAAGGACACUCGGGCGCAAGACACUCUCGCUCAGCUGCAGCAAGCCGACCUGGCACUUCGUUCUCUUCUACCUUUCAUCUCCCUCCACCGAGCAGCACACGAUUCUCUCGCGCAGCAAACCGAUCGCGUCCACCUGCUCUCAUCCCGAUUUUCCAAAGCGUUUGAAGAUGUCAGUGAUCUCAACACGGAGCUGGGAGAUCUGGUCAGGAAUGCAAAGGCGCAAGUACAAGGCUCGACGAGGGCUAUGAAGAGACCUUUGAACGUGGAGCAUCUCUUAAAUCUUGCCAGCGUGGUAGGCUAUCAGACGAGUAAACCUUGGGGAAGCGUUGGUUCUUCGACUGGGCGCAAGAAGGCAAAAGUGAACAAGGCGGAGGCGAAUGCUGAUGAUCGGAUGGCAGAAGGUCGAGCGCCGGGUGUCAAUGGCGAAGAAGCGCCAACAGUAGCACACACAAAUCAAGAACCUCGAACCCUCUCUCGCUCUCCCACGCCCACGCCUCAACACGCCUCUCAACUAGAGCAGCACCUUCCCUACCCGUCCCAGAACAUAUUGCGCUCAGGAUCGCUAGGCUCCGACCCGCCUAGCUGGAACGACUUUCGGAGACAGCGCAGGUGGGAAAUGCGAGAGGUUGGUCAGGAGGCCGAGCGAACGGCACCGGAGGAACAUGCGCAGGAUGCGAAUGGACAGCAGGAGGAGGAGGUGUGGAAGUGGACAGCUACGCAGAGGGAAAGGGGUAGAGCGGAUGAGGAUGCAUUCUCCUUGGACUUGUAG